CGACCGAAACCCCAGCACCGUCGAUAAAGGUUUAUUUUGAAACGUAGAUUCAUUUGCCACCGGAAGUGGUGGCUCCGCCGCCUGUGGUUGACGCUGCCGUUAAUGGCGGUGGGGGAGGCGGAGGGUCCUGGCAAGGGGAGCCGAGCGGCUGGAGAACCAGGGCCGUGAAGAGCCCAGCACCGACCACCACACUGGGAAGAGGAGCGUAGAGCGGCGCGUCGAGACCUCGGUAGAGCGGAACAGCGACAGACGCGGAGAAGUACUAACAGUGAUGUGCUGGUCUCCCAAGCCCUCCAGAUGUGCGACCAUGUCCUUCCAGUAACAACAACAGCCUCCUUUCAGGCGUCAUUUUCCCACAAGAUGUCCUCACCGAGAGAUCAUCAGAGUUCCCUAAGGGACACCACGACUCAAAGUGUGACUACUAAAAUAACACCAACAAUCAUCUGCUAGUUCAUUAAAAUGAUAGAUGGCUUGAUUUACCCCACCACUAGCUAUUAAAAUACCCCCUAUUUAAACACAUUUGUACUUAAAAAAAAUGUAGUUGUAAACCCCCCUUCAUAGAGGCCGAUUAUUCUGUAGCUAGCUAGCAGAUAAUUGGCGGUUAACGGCUAACGGCAAGGAGCUAGCGGUGGCGCGCGGAUAGCGUGUAGCUAAGCAGAGAAUGGAGUACCACGCUAGUGGCAGCCUGCCUCUGCUGGCGAGACCUCGCUUCUGCCCCGGGGCUAACGCUAACGGCGCUAAUGGUAACGGAGCUAUCGUUAACGGUGCGGGCACUAGCGGUGGCUACCUCUGCGAGACCGGACACUGCUGUGGAGAGUCGGGCUGCUGUACCUACUACUACGAACUCUGGUGGUUCUGGCUCCUGUGGUCGGCUCUCAUCCUGUUCAGCUGUUGUUGUGCGUACCGCCACCGGCGGGCCAAGCUGCGCGUCCAGCAGCAGCAGAGGCAGACCGACAUCAGCCUGCUGGCCUACCAUGGGGCUACCGCGUACCCGGCCUCCAUGUUGGAUCUGAGUAAGAGUCUGUUCAUUGUGUGUAGCCGGCCUCCAUGUUGGAUCUGAAUAAGACAUGUACCGCGUUCAAAACAACUCAGAACUCCGACAUCAAUCCGUUCUGAAAAAAGAAACAUGGAUGCCUGAAUGAAGUUUGGCAUUGUUUCUCAUUGCUGAAUACGAAACAUAAAAGCCGCAGCAAUAUAUGCUUCUUUUGGAAACGCGUGAAGAAGAGCAGAGACGUAUACUGGCUAGAAGAUUGAAUUGGUCAAAUAGAUUCCAUAUAUUGCUAUAAUCAUAGAGAAAUAUAACGGAUACAAACACAUAUUCAAUAAUCACAAAUCAAACUGUUAAAACAUUGACAAACACCUUCAUAA
Messenger RNA from Gadus chalcogrammus (walleye pollock), 1368 nucleotides. RefSeq names its product WW domain-binding protein 1-like. The record is from RefSeq and is a predicted model, not a curated record. The transcript has 4 exons. NCBI's taxonomy places the organism in Eukaryota, Metazoa, Chordata, Actinopteri, Gadiformes, Gadidae. The coding region runs from base 662 to 1060 and encodes 132 amino acids.